CUAACCUAACCUCUUUUCAAAAACAAUAACCUAUAAAAAGCACACCACUAAGAACUUGACCCAUGUAAUAAUUUAUUCUUUCUCCCAAUCGAAAAAAACAUCAAUCGAUAAUGGAGAACUCUGAUGUACUUAUUGAUUAUUUUCUCUUCAUCGAAAACAACAAGGAAAUAGAAGAUGGAAAUUAUCCUGAAGCUUUAGAAUUGAUGAACCGCAUACAAGAUGUUGAUAUUUGGCAUUCUUUAAUAGAAAGAUCUUUCGACACCGAAUUAUUAAAAGAAUACUUCUCGACCUUAUCGUCAGACAAAAGAAGCAACGUAUUUAAAUUUGGUAUAUCCUGUUUUGUACAUUUUGUCCAAGCAAACUUCACUGGUCCUGAGCUUACAGAAGAUGUAACUAAAAUAUUUAACAUUCCUGAGACUUCUAAAUAUACUGGCGAAUUCCUGUUCUCAAAUCAUGAUGAAAUAAAUGUUAACACUAAGUUCCCCAUUUUACUUUAUGUGUCAAAAUGCAUUUUCCAAAAUUGUUCAGUAGAAAAGAUUGUGAAUUUAUUAUGGACCUGGAGAAGUUUAAUUAUACAUCAACAGAUAAUGGAAGAGUUGAGUCCUCUUUUGUUGUCUGUGGCCAAUGAACUGAAAAUGCAAAUUGAUACAUUUAAUCUUCAAGCCUACACAAGAGCAAAAUUUGACCUAGAAUUCGCACAACUUUAUCUGAUACUUCGUCAUAUAAGUAAAUCUAACAAACAUAUAGAUUCUGCUGAGAAUAUUUUGGGUAUAAGAUAUAAUUUAGGUGGUAAACUAGGGAAAAGAACUAAAUAUCAAGCCAAAGAUUUAGCUCAAAUGACCCUUGAUGUGACCUUAUCAGACAAUUAUGACAUAAAACGCCCACCUAUUCAUGAUUUCCAAGUACCUAAAAAUAUUACACUGAAUGAUGAUGUAAGACUAGACAAAAUACAAUUUGUAGAACCUCGGGAAAAUGGUGUUCAAUUGCCCAAUACAGAACAAAAGGUUCUUCUUACCAGAGUACAAGAAAUCAUAAUGGCUAGACCAAAAACAGAGUUAAUUGAAGAAGAAGUUCUACCAUUUUUUGAUUUAAUUUUAAGCCAGAAAAAUACUUGGGCAGUAAGGGUUGUUACUCUGAUGCUUCGAUGUGAAUAUGAGAAUUCAAUAAGGACCAUCAAUAGAAAGAUAGCACAGUGCGAAGAAAUUUUAGAAUGCUUCAGAAGUUCAAAGCCCCAUGUUUUGAACAGAUUCGCAGAUGUAUUCAGUUCAGGUUUGAAACCAAUGUGGAAAGUCCAGUCUGUUUACGCUGAAGCAUUGCGAUUGAUGGGACUAAUAAAGGACUCGUUGAAUAUUUACAUCGCUAUUCAAGAUUGGGAAUCGGUGAUAGUAUGUUAUACCUUGUUAGGUUUAAGGCAUAAUGCAGCAGAAGUGAUAAAACAGCAGCUGGACAAAAAAGAAACUCCCAAAAUGUGGUGCCUGUUAGGUGAUGCUACAGAUGACAUUACUUGUUACGAAAAGGCUUGGGAACUGUCAAAUGAGAAGAGCCACAUGGCAAGAAGGCACUGGGGUAAUUUUCUUUUUGAGCGAAAAAAAUAUGAAGAAUGUGUACCUCAUUUUGAAACGUCAGUUGCAAUAAAUCCCCUACAACCACCUGUUUGGCUGAGACUGGGCUAUGCUGCUCUGCAGAUCCAAAAUUGGCAAUUAGCUGCGACAGCUUAUAUAAGAUACACCCACUUGGAACCUGAAGGAUUCCAGGCUUGGAACAAUCUGGCUCAGGCCUAUAUCAAAAUGGGACAUAACAAAGAAGCUCACAGUGCAUUGGCGGAAGCUCUUAAAUAUGACUUUGAGAACUGGCAGAUAUGGGAGAAUUAUUUGAUAGUUAGCUGUGAUAUUUCAAGUUAUUCAAAUAUAAUUCGAGCCUAUCAUAAGAUCUUAGAUUUGGAAAGAAAAUAUAUCAACAUAGCAGCUCUGAAAAUACUUGUUUUCGAUGCUUGCAGCAACUGCUCUGAUGAAAAGAAUUCCAAGGAUGUGAAAGAUGAUGAAAAACCUGAUGUUUUAUUGAAACAAACUAAGGAAUUAUUGGGUAGAAUAACAUCUAUUGAUUCAAGUCAAGGUUAUGUCUGGGAAAUGUAUGCAAGUUUAUGCCCACCAGGUUCCCUGAGAGCUGAACGUCUUCAAAAAGCCUUCCGGGCCUAUACACAACUAGGGUGGGACAAAAAUCCCCAAAAUUGUGUGAAAGUUUUGUGCCUUUGCAUGAAAAUCGCCGAAUUACUUUUGAGCGACGAAUUGGAAUUUCAUUUUGAUCUUCUUAACUCAGCUAGAUUGCAUUUGAGAGCUGCAAUUGCUGCUGUAAAGAAGCACAAUUGGGAAGAUACGAAAGCCCUUGUUGAGGAAGUGUCUGAUUCCCUUGAAAAAUUGACGCAGAAGGUGAAGAGUUUGCAGCCAAGUACCUAAUGGGUUUUUAUAAGAUCAAGGAAGAAAUAAAACCAUUUGCACUGGUGUUGAUAGAAUCUUUUCAGAAAA
Messenger RNA from Coccinella septempunctata (seven-spotted ladybird), 2522 nucleotides. Its product is annotated as tetratricopeptide repeat protein 27-like. Gene Ontology annotation, molecular function: protein binding. The record is from RefSeq and is a predicted model, not a curated record. Bases 111 to 2453 code for a protein of 780 amino acids. Lineage: Eukaryota; Metazoa; Arthropoda; Insecta; Coleoptera; Coccinellidae. The transcript is spliced from 3 exons.